GAAACAAAUUCUAAAACCUGAGUUGCAGAAUUCAUACGGGAACGGAUUCAGUGUGGUACAAUAAUACAACCAUUUAAAAACGCAACUUCGCAUGGUAGACAGUACGAAGGGGCAGUGGUACUAUUGUGGCUCGGUUUACGGAAUACCACGGAAGACAUAGACGGCGAAGAUCGAUAGUGAUCCAAUUACCUUAGUGCUAAUGAAAGGAAAUAAUGUGACAGUGUUUUCAACUGCUUCAAAUUCAGUCGUAUUCCGCGAAUCGUCGAACCAACAGACGCUUCGACCGCUCCCGUGAACAAACUGCUACGGAUGUUCCCAGUGCUUGACAUAAGUUAAUUAGGAGUAGUCGAAUAAACGCAGGAAAAAAGUAUCAUUCAAAAUUGCGAAACCUUUUGUUUGUGCUGUUCAGGUGUGUUUUUCAGUUCCUUUUGAAAGCAUUUUGAUUAACAGGGCCAUCUGUCACCCGGCGCAGAUCCCGACGCGAACGUGUCCCCCUACAAAAUGGAUUUCGACGAAUACCGCAAAAGAGGCAAAGAAAUGGUUGACUACAUCGCCGACUACCUGCAGAACAUCCGCGAGAGGCGAGUCCUGCCAGACGUAAAGCCAGGCUACAUGCGCGACCUGCUUCCCGAUUCGGCCCCCCUCGAUGGUGAACCCUGGCAAACGAUCAUCGAUGACGUCGAGCGGGUAAUAAUGCCGGGCGUAACGCACUGGCAAAGUCCCCAUAUGCAUGCCUACUUUCCGGCGCUUAACUCUUUCCCCUCGCUGCUGGGUGAUAUGCUCGCGGAUGCUAUAAAUUGCCUCGGAUUUACUUGGGCCUCGUCCCCGGCGUGUACCGAGCUGGAGUCAAUCGUGAUGAACUGGUUGGGCAAAAUGAUUGGCCUGCCGGAUGCGUUUCUGCACAUUCCGAGCAUCAGUAGGGGUGGCGGUGUGAUUCAAACGACUGCCAGUGAGGCAACUCUGGUCUGUCUGCUAGCAGGACGUACGGUGGCUAUAAAAAGAUUUCACGAGCAUACGCCCGGUCAGCAAGAUGCAGAAAUCAACGCCCGCCUUGUCGCGUACUGCUCGGAUCAGGCUCACUCAAGCGUCGAGAAGGCAGCCAUAAUCGGAUUGGUGCGAAUGCGAUAUAUCGAAGCAGACGAGAAUCUCAGUCUGGGUGGUCGCGCCUUGGAGGAAGCCAUCAAGGAAGACAUCAAGCAGGGACUCAUUCCGUUCUGGGUUUGCGCCACCUUGGGCACCACCGGAGCUUGCGCUUUCGACAACCUGCAGGAAGUUGGAGAAGUAUGUGCUAGAUACAACAUGUGGGUACAUGUUGACGCUGCGUACGCCGGAAGCGCUUUUAUCUGUCCCGAGUUCCGUGUGUGGUUGAAGGGCAUCGAUAAGGCCGAUUCGAUUGCGUUCAACCCGUCCAAGUGGUUGAUGGUGCACUUUGACUGCACCGCGAUGUGGAUCAAAAACAGUGGAGCCCUCCAUCGAACGUUCAAUGUUGAACCUCUCUAUCUACAGCACGAAAAUUCUGGAUUGGCUAUCGAUUACAUGCACUGGCAAAUUCCGCUGAGCAAACGUUUUCGUGCGCUGAAAUUGUGGUUCGUUCUGCGCAGUUACGGCAUCAAAGGCCUCCAGAAGCAUAUCCGAGAGGGUGUCCGGCUGGCCCAGAAAUUCGAAGCCUUGGUGCUGGCAGAUCAUCGGUUUGAAAUUCCUGCUGCGCGUUAUCUCGGGAUGGUGGUGUUCAGAAUUCGCGGCGAAAACAAUCUUACUGAGAAACUGUUGAAGAAACUGAACCAUCGUGGCAAUAUGCAUGCCGUUCCGGCGUCUCUGAAGGGUAGAUACGUUAUCCGGUUCACCGUCACUUCAACUCGUACAACCAGUGAGGACAUUCUGAAAGAUUGGAAUGAAAUAAGAACCGUCACUAGUCAGCUGUUGGAAGAGAUGAAUGUAAAGAUUGCGGAUAGGUCAAGAGUUCCUUUGAAAGAUACUCGCGAGAAGAACGAAGCUUUCGGAUCUAGCCUUCUGCUGGCUAAUUCUCCCAUGUCACCAAAGAUUGUAAAUGGAUCAUUCGCUGCGAUUUACGAUGCGGACGAGUUUCUAGCUAAAGUGUACGCUGGUAUAAGGAUUUCGAAUCAAGAUUCACCUGCCAUGAAACGGCGUGUCCGGGGAAUUCUGAUGUCUGGCAAACAGUUUUCGCUGGAUUCCCAUAUGGAUCUGGUAGUACACGGUAUCAGUCCGAACGAAGUCAAAAAUGGCAUCGAAUCCAAAGCCAUUACCGAAGAUUGCGAGGAGGUUUGGGAAGCUUGUGAACAGAUGGAGAUAGUCGAACAAGAUUCCGUGGAGAGCUUGGACAGUCGCUUCCUGCUUCCAAUCCCGAUCCCCUGCGCAUCGCCGCCACCAUCACCACGUCGUCGGUUCCGAUCGCAAAGCAUAGAUGUCGGCAUGCUUCACGCCCCAACUGAGAUCCAAAACAUGCAGAGAUUACUAAACGUAUCGAUCGGCCACAAAUCUGAACCCUACUAUUCCGAUUACUCGCUGAAUCAGAUUUUUCUGUCUCCAUCCGCUUACGCCUCCAAUGCUUCAUCGGCCAAAGUAUCAUUCGAGUCCAAUCUGGACUCCAUCGACGAGAACAGUUCCGUCAAAAUUCCAGCGUCGAAGCGUCGCUGCUCAGACAGUCGUCAACUGUUGUCACUUGCCGGACCGAACUUGUUCCCGGAAAAACGUCUUUCUGAACCCUCCAUUCGGUGCGCGUUCUACAAUAAAAGCUUCGACGUAAUGUCUCCCAAAGUGGGAGAGUCCUCCAAGCGUGUCCUAUCACAGAAUGACCUCACGAGGCGACCUUUUCGAAGACAGAUUUCCACCAUCGACGAACGGAUUGUGGAUGAAGUGGGUGCCGAUGGUGGAACGCAGGAUCGGAACAAGAUGAAUCUUAUAGCGCCCAAGUUCCAGUGCUGUAUCUCGGAUGAGGAUGGACGCUGCAUCAAUUUUGAUCCAAUCUACCAUAAUCAUGAUCCGGAAUUGAAUGCAAAGGAUCUGCUGCGAGAACGGUUGAAAUUCGAGGAGGAUUUUGUGGAAAAGUUCGAACAGGUAUGUCCCCAGAUUACCGACGAGGAUCGAGUACGGGAUGAGUUCACGAGUUGUGGUUCGGAUGAAACGGUUGGUAUUCGAAGCCGUCAUUGUGAUGAUGAAGUUAUAUAUGAGAAUGUGAAAAUUUGUCGAAAGUGUGGACAUUGUACUGUUAGGUUAUAAUAUAAGGUGUGUUGCUUUCAUAAUAUCUACUAUCAUACAAUUAAGCCUAUGAACUCAACGUAUAGUAGUUUAGGAAUAGUUUUAAAAUAUUCACUGUGGUUGUUAUGUUCCGUAGGUACAUACAUGUUAGAACAGCGGUGGUCUUGCUCUACGGCUAAUAAUCUGAGAAUGAUUUUCUUCUUAAGAAGAAAUUCACCAUGCUGACAUUGACACCCGUUGGUCAUGAUCGCGGAUUUUUCGUCGUGAAUAGAAUGAAGAUUUUGCUAAGACCACCGCUGCUCAUUAAUUUAGGACUAUAGCCUUAGUUGUACAAGACCAAAAUCCAAGUAUCUAAUACACAUCGUCAAACCUAUCUGCUGUGCGUGUCAAUAAGUUGCCAAAUCCGUUGCGAUUAGCUCGAUUCAAUCGAAUCCAUGGUUGUUCAACGCAUCCACUUAAUAGCAUCUAGUAGGAAAAGACAACCAGUAAACAUGUGUUAGCAUUUAGUAUUAAGAAAUGUAUAAAGCAAGUAAAUAUUGAUACACUAAUAAAAAUAGACGCGAACCACUCAAUCGAGCCGCAAAAUAGCUGCAAAUCAACAGCAAAUAUUUCUGCGUUACUAACUAAAUAUGCGUCAUUGGUGAAUGCGGCAUUGCAAAAACCAACCAACAAACAAACUUCCUAAUUAAAUAGUUAAGUGUACGUACAUCGGUGUAUUCGCUCGCAUCAGCCCGUCAGUUAACCAGUGCAACCGAAGGUACCCAAAAAAGGGGGAACUAGCAAACAAAUCGUAACCAAUUAUAAGUCCAAGCCAUUGAACUGCAAUCACGCGAAUCUA
This is a messenger RNA of Topomyia yanbarensis, 4054 nucleotides long. RefSeq names its product histidine decarboxylase (gene Hdc). Gene Ontology annotation, biological process: histamine biosynthetic process; L-histidine catabolic process. Gene Ontology annotation, molecular function: pyridoxal phosphate binding; histidine decarboxylase activity. The transcript is spliced from 11 exons. The coding region runs from base 502 to 3237 and encodes 911 amino acids. The record is from RefSeq and is a predicted model, not a curated record. NCBI's taxonomy places the organism in Eukaryota, Metazoa, Arthropoda, Insecta, Diptera, Culicidae.